ACAAAAGGCAUUCUGACCCCUCUCUGCUCCUCGUUUCUGUUGCCUAGGUUUGAGUUCUGGGAGGAUUUUGAAGAGGAUCACGGGAAAGGCAGAGAGAACGGCUACCAGAGCCUUCACAAAGUCCUGGAGCCAUUUCUCCUACGCAGAGUGAAGAAGGAUGUGGAGAAAUCUUUGCCAGCCAAAGUGGAGCAGAUCCUUCGUGUGGAGAUGUCUGCUUUGCAGAAGCAGUAUUACAAGUGGAUUUUGACAAGAAACUACAAAGCUCUGUCAAAGGGAACGAGGGGGAGCACAUCUGGUUUCCUUAACAUUGUGAUGGAGUUGAAAAAGUGCUGCAACCACUGCUACCUUAUCAAACCUCCCGAGGAAAAUGAGAGAGAGAAUGGCCUUGAGACACUGCAGUCUCUGGUCAGGAGCAGUGGGAAGCUCAUUCUGUUGGACAAGCUGCUGACUCGGCUGCGGGACAGAGGCAACAGGGUGCUGAUCUUCUCCCAGAUGGUGAGGAUGCUGGACAUCUUGGCAGAGUACCUGACCAUCAAACACUAUCCUUUUCAGCGCUUGGACGGCUCGAUCAAAGGGGAGAUCCGAAAGCAGGCGCUGGACCACUUCAACGCUGACGGCUCAGAGGACUUCUGUUUUCUGUUGUCCACACGAGCUGGAGGGCUGGGAAUUAAUUUGGCCUCUGCAGAUACUGUUGUUAUCUUUGACUCGGACUGGAACCCCCAAAAUGAUCUGCAGGCUCAGGCUCGGGCUCACCGGAUUGGACAAAAGAAGCAGGUGAAUAUUUACCGCCUGGUCACCAAGGGUACGGUGGAGGAAGAGAUCAUUGAGAGGGCCAAGAAGAAGAUGGUGCUGGACCAUUUGGUCAUCCAGCGUAUGGACACCACUGGCCGGACUGUUCUGGACAACAACUCCGGGCGAUCCAACUCUAAUCCUUUCAACAAAGAGGAGCUGACAGCUAUUCUGAAGUUUGGAGCUGAAGAUCUCUUCAAGGAGCUUGAAGGGGAAGAGUCAGAGCCUCAGGAGAGGGACAUUGAUGCGAUUUUGCGUCUGGCUGAAACACGAGAGAAUGAAGUGUCCACCAGUGCCACCGACGAGCUCUUCUCCCAGUUCAAGGUGGCCAACUUUGCAACCAUGGAGGAGGAAGAGACAGAGCUGGACGAGCGGUCCCAGAAGGACUGGGACGAUAUCAUUCCAGAGGAGCAGAGGAAAAAGGUGGAGGAGGAAGAAAGGCAGAAGGAAUUGGAGGAAAUCUACAUGCUGCCUCGAAUCCGGAGCUCGACUAAAAAG
Molecule: messenger RNA, 1287 nt
Organism: Mesitornis unicolor (brown roatelo)
Lineage: Eukaryota; Metazoa; Chordata; Aves; Mesitornithiformes; Mesitornithidae
Product: chromodomain-helicase-DNA-binding protein 2-like
Exons: 9
Biological process (GO): nucleosome organization; regulation of transcription by RNA polymerase II
Cellular component (GO): chromatin; nucleus
Molecular function (GO): ATP hydrolysis activity; DNA binding; histone binding
Source: RefSeq, a predicted model, not a curated record